Messenger RNA from Peniophora sp. CBMAI 1063, 1884 nucleotides. NCBI's taxonomy places the organism in Eukaryota, Fungi, Basidiomycota, Agaricomycetes, Russulales, Peniophoraceae. The record is from the annotation of a GenBank genome assembly.
AUGUCGCUGAAUGCACAAGAACCCAAUGCGGCUGUAUUUUGGAGGGCUACUCGCAAAGUUAGAUAUCCUCUAUAUGGGAUAUCGCGGGAUGCAUGGGCGCGCGAGGUAGCGGCGAUGGCUGAAGAGCUUGCUUAUGCCAAGGCGCAGCUAAACACCUUUGCUCCCAUCGAUACACUCCCAAACGAAAUCCUCACAUGCGUCUUCGAACUCUUGGUCCCUCUCGACCCUAUAAAAGCGAUGCAACGCUACUGGGGCUGGGUAUCUGUCACGCACGUCUGUCGUCGCUUUCGAGCUGUAGCUCAUAGUCAUGCUACCCUUUGGUCCGAGUUGACGGUCAAUGGAGACACACCCUGGCACUUGUUCUUGCCAAGAUCGCAACAAGCCUAUCUCACGAUACGAGGGCGCGCCCAUCCCAGACUGGAAAGGUUGGCAUCGCACUACGUUACGUUGUCGUUGCAGAACGUUGCGCGUGUGCGGCACCUCGACAUCACGAAUACUCCCUUUCUCAGUCAUGCAGCCACCCUUUGGCUGCAGAUCUUCUCCGACGGGGCUCCCGAACUACAUUCGCUGAAGCUCGAGUUGACCAGUGCUAUCGACGAAGUAGCAGAGUCGUUGGCCCAACGACCAACGGUGGACCCAUUCUUUCUCACCCAAGGCGCGCCCAAGUUGAGGGAGCUGAGCCUCGAUGGGAUCCAUAUGUUUUGGAAACUCGAAAUUCCCAUCAUGCUUCGCUCUCUUCACCUGCGACGAUGGAACACUGACGACGAACGGCCAUCUUUCCCCGAUGUACUCAACUGUCUAUCCAAUCUUCCUUUGCUUCAGGAACUAGUGCUGUGGCGAGUGCUUCCGAUUGUCAGUGAGCACGGCACCAAGCGGCGCGUCGACCUCCCCCACCUUCGCUUCCUAUCUGUGGACGAUCGGAGCGAACCUUGUUUGGCACUUUGGGCGGCCACACAGCUAUCUUCUCAGUGCUCCAUCCGUAUCAUGCUUCAGACAAUAGACUAUGAAGUUCAAACUGCCUUGUGCUCGUUGAUCAAACGACACCUGGAAGGUUCAGACUGUCCUGUUUACCAGCGCCUACAGGUCGGCGAUCCAGAAGGCGGACAAAAUACCAAUCUAUAUAUUCGACUCUCUCUGUACGCAGCAAUCGAUGUCAACGAUGCAAGCGACGCGCCUUCCAAACUCGUAGGAGGCGGCGGCGGCGCAUACACGGUUGGCUCUGAGCCGAAGUUGGACUUCACAUUCCCUUUCGGAUUCGACGGCACAAGCCAUACUGCCCCAUCACACAUGAUACUUGGAUCAUUAACCAUUGACCAAAUUCGGACUUUGUGUCUGACCCAAGGGUUACCAGGCGCAUUCGAGUACGACCAAUUAGCGAUCUUCGUGAAGGGUCUGUUGUCACGCUUUUCCGCCCUCGAGACGAUAGAAGUCCGCGAUCAUGGUCAAACGGCUGGCAAUCCCCAUCGUUCCUUGGGCCAGGCUUUCUGCCUCGGUUUCCUCCAAAACCACACUCUGAGCUCUACAACAGAGAUGGGAGAAGCCGAGCAACCGACACCUUUCUUGCCUCACCUUCGGACGCUGGUCCUAGAGCGUGUGUCGUUGCAUUGCCUGUCUUGGAACGCGCAGCGUCGCGUCGAAAAGCCGUCGUUCAAGGUCCUGACUGAAGCCCUACAACUUCGCGCUGAAGCACAUGCUCCGCUGGAUACGAUCAGGGUUUCUCGCACGCCCAUGCCGAGCGGAUUGCGUGAGAUAUGGGAGGGGCUGGUGUCGCAUGUCGAGGAGUCUGAGGAGGAUUUUGUGGACUCGACCGUCGAUGGGUCGGAUUCGUCAGUUUCUACUCAUGGGUCCGAGCUGGGGUCCGAGAGUGACGAUGAUGACGAUUGA